Tigriopus californicus is the source of this 17067-nucleotide messenger RNA. RefSeq lists its product as uncharacterized. The record is from RefSeq and is a predicted model, not a curated record. Lineage: Eukaryota; Metazoa; Arthropoda; Copepoda; Harpacticoida; Harpacticidae. Gene Ontology annotation, molecular function: ATP binding; ATP-dependent chromatin remodeler activity; protein binding. The coding region runs from base 459 to 16367 and encodes 5302 amino acids. The transcript is spliced from 16 exons.
UCGGUCCAUGUAUGCGAUAGCCUGCUUUUGGAUGGUUGAUCGUUCGUUGGUAGGUGUCGACGCACACACAUACGUAGAGAGAUAGACAGCCAGGCUUAGCUGGCCGAUUGGGUCUUUCUGCUGGGUACGAGUGGCGAGAGGCAGAGAAGGAAAAAACUCUCAAGAGAGACGGGAAUGCAAGUCAAAUUCUGAUGCCCGUUCCGGACCAGGUGGACGGUUGAACGUGUUCCUGGGACCACAGAGGGCUUUAAGCAGUGGCUCUCGUUGAUCGCUCCCAAGUACUUGGGGGACCGCACCAAGAAUGAAGAGGGUCUGCAUCAGACCUGAGCCUUCAAUCCAUUUGACACUCGCGAUUGGGUCCUACUCGUGGUUGUCGUCCUUCUCAUCGUCCUUUAUCGCAUUAUAACACGUGAUAGGAUCGUCGUCGUCAUCGUCGUGUCCAUAGCGACUGCAGCAGCAUGGAAAACUUCACGGAUAUCUUCAGUGAAGAAUUCUCGGGUCUCGAAGGCCUGGGUGAUUUGGGAUCCGGCUUUGGUGGGGGUCAGAACGACAACUCCAUGGGCCCUCAAUCUCAGUCGGGGGGCAGUGGGGGAGGGAUGCCCGACCAUUCCAGUGGGGCGGGACCUGGCUCUCAAAUGAUGAGCGGAGGCUACGGUCAGCCCGGUGGGUACGGUGUAGGUGGGCCGCAGAAAAUGCCCUCCUACGAUUACGGCCAAUAUCGGGGAGGCGUGCCUCCCGGCGCUGGUCCCGGAGGACCUCAGGGUUAUCCCGGCUAUCCGGGCUCUCAUCCAGGAUAUCCGGGCGCGGAUCCACGUAUGAGCAUGGCAGCCGCCGCUCAACGGAUGGCCUCCGUGCCUUACAGUAGUGCGCCAAACAUGAUGGGGCAAGGGGCCUCGUCGUCCAUGAUGAGUAGUGGCCAGUUUCCUCACUAUCCCAAUUCGAGCUCAGGAGGCCCUAGCCAGCAGCAAAUGUUCAACAGUCGUCAGAUGCCUCAAAACAUGAACUGGAGUCAGGGCUACCCACCCGGACACAUGGCCAAUCGAUUUCCGAGUAAUCCCAUGGCCAAUCCCAACUAUCGCCAUCCAGUAUACCCAAACGAUCCCGGUCAUAGAAUGCCCUACCCGCGGGGAAGUUCGGCUCAAUCUCAAGGUUCGGGCAUGUCUCACGGCUACCCGGGUCAAAUGAAUCCACCCAGCUCUCAGCAACAAAUGUAUCCCAAUAGCUCGCCUAUGGGCCCUGGCUACCCGGGGGUGUCUCAGGGGAACCCAACGCCCACAUCCCAACAGUCCACCACCACAACCAGUUCAGCAUAUGGUGGGUCUCAAUUUGGCAUGGGUGGUGGUGGAGGGCCCGUACCCAACUCUCAGUCAUUCCCACCUGGAGGACAGGUGCCUGAUUUUCCUCGACAACCUCAUCCCAAGGCUUCUUCUGGACCUAAUCCUAGGAUGAUGAAUCCCAAUCUCCAGUCCAGACAUCCUCCCCCUUUGCCGCUUCAGCCCAGCAAUGGGCCCAAUGGGCCCACUGGAGUCGGCAUGGGACCCAUACCACAACACCCACACAAUCAAGCACAAAACUCCAUGUACCCGUACCCGCACCCUCAGGGUAGAUCCCUCGGAGGUCCACCCAUUCCAUCGCCCGUUUCUUCCACUGCCCGAAUGUCCCCUAAACCUCGGAGUCCGGCUACCUCCACGUCAUCCUCAUCUCCUGCCACACCUGGACAUUCAAAUGUGGGACCUCAGCCCGGUCAACCUGGAGGCGUGGGCAAGCAACCAAACAGUCUCCAACAAUUAGAACAGAUGGUGAUGCCCGGAGCGCCUGGGGGUCCCAAGGACUCACCUGGCUCUAGCAUGUCAGGGGGGCAAGUGCCCAGUCCGGUUGGAAUGAAGGCCCCGCAAUCACCAUCAAUGCGGGGACCACCCACACCGGCCUCACCACAACAGUGGCAACAACAGCAACAGCAGCAGGCUCAGCAACAAGGCAAAAACUCGAAAGGAGCACUUCCCCCGGGCGCAAAUCCUAAAAUGGGACAAAUGCCUUCUCACAUGGGAGGUGUGCCUAUGGGAGCCGGUAUGCCACAGGGCCUUCCACCUGGUGCCAUGCCUAUGGGCUCACAUGGAAGCAUGCACUUACAGCAACGAAUGAUGAUGGAUCCCCACAUGCAGGGCCAUGGGAGCCAACUACAUCCUAGUAUGUACCCGCAUUUUGGGCCCACUAAUCCUCGGAUGAGAAUGCCUGGAAGAAUGAUGAGCCAUUCUAGCAUGCCUCCGGGUUCGUCCAUGGGUGCCCCCAAUUCACAUCCCAUGAUGCCCUCGCAUCCAAAUCAGCCAAACUUUGGGAGUAUGAGUUCUAUGGUCAAUGACAAACCCUAUCCAGGAAGUCUACCGCAACAACCUGGCCCUCCUCACCAACAGCAACAGCAACAGCAACAACAACAACAACAGCAUCAUCACCAGCAGCAGCACCAGCAACAACAACAGCAACCAAUCUCUUCCCCUUCCUCCAUACCCCCGUCUAUACCUUCAAACCAAUCUGAACCUCCUGUGAAGGGCAUGACACCCAUGAAUGGCCAACCCCCGUCAUCUUCAGCAUCAUCGUUAUCGUCGCCAUCUCCUCAUCAACAUCAUAUGCAGCACCAGCCUCCCAUGUCUAUGAUAGCUUCUUCAAGUAGCAGCCAAAGCUCUGUGUUAUCCUCUACUCCAAUGCCUUCAACCCCUUCAAUGAUAACUUCCACUCAAUCUCACCAUCCAUCUCACCCGAUCACCAGUACGGGCAUCAAUUCAACAAAUCAUGGGGACAGGAAUUUACCGCAUUCAUCCACCGGUCUCCUGAGUGCAAGUGACAGUCAGAUUGGCACGGUGACCAGUGUCAGUGAGACCUUGAACAACGCUGCUUCAUCUAAGAGUGACAGUGAUAGUGGCAACAACAAAAUGGAGCAAGAUCCUCAAGCCAACUCGCGGGAGAGUGACAAGCAUCCUGCGGGUCAAGAUGAUCUGCUCGGUGUUGGUGGUGGAAGCAGUAGUGACGGUGCUAGUGAUAAGCAACAGAGUGACCGUGAAACCUCAGUAGUGACGCCAAAGCUUGAUGAAGCCGAUUACAAGUCUGAAGGGAAUGAUCUCCUAGAUUCACUUUCUUCGGGUGUUGGAAAGUCAAGUGAUUAUGCGGAUACCAAUGAGCCUUCUACGACCACUCAGGGAUCAGAAGGUAGGCCCGAGGAGCCCACCUCCACCACUAGCCCGUAUCCUCAUAAUCCAGCCAAUGACCACAGCAACAAACCUGACAGUAGCAGCAGUAGUAGUAUUAUCAUCAAUAACAGUGAGGAGAGCCUGGCAGUCCCUCCAUUGUCAGACCUGGAUCAAGCCGUCAGUGCUGACCCACUGAAGGAGUCAACAGCCAUCAAACCCACACCACCGCCACCAGUAUUGGGAGCAAGUGAUAGUGACGGAGGAGCAGACGAUCCAACAACCUCGGAGGAAGGAUCGUCUCUGAAAGAGCCCAUCCUCACUAGUGCUGUUACUCCUGCUGAUCCUGCUCAAAAACCGAGCGAGGAUGGUGAAGAUUCAUCGAAAGACAAAUCCUCCUCGGAAGAGAAGCCCCCCUCCAAUGAAGAGGAGCACUCGGAACCUCCAGCACCAACAAUCCAAGUACCUGUAUCAGCCAGUCUUUCGAGUUGUGGCGAGAACCCUCCAAGCUCAUCGUCAAUAUCACCUCCUCCAGUCACGUCGCAAGCUUCGGUGCCAAGUGAAGCUCUGCCCAGGCCAAGUAGUACUGCGAGUGCUCACAGUACGGCCUCAUCGGCGGGUAGAACUACGCCUGCUUCGCGUGGGCCUGAGCCCCAUGGGCCCGAGCUUCCGGAGUCCCAAGGUAGUGGGGCUCCGUCCUCAGCUCAGUUGGAUCCGUCAGUUCCGAAGGUGCCAGGGGAUACUCAGACCAACAACAGUAGUGAGGGUGGUGAUUCUCUCACUCCCUCAGCUGGACCAUACCCUCCUCAUUCUCAGUCUUCUGGUAUGACCGGUCCUGCUUCUCAUGGAAUGCCUCCAUCUUCACUGGCACCAGGCAUGCCCCCUAUGUCCAAUGCUCCACGAAUGCCUCCUCAUUCGGCCCCGCCAGGCAUGUCAAUGAGUGGGCCAGAUGGACAUCCAAUCAGACACGGGAUGCCUCCAGGUUACCCCGGACCGCCCGGCAUGAUGCCACCUCAUCCUGGAAUGGGUCCUCGAGGCAUGAUGCCCGGACAUCCUCAUGGUCCUGCAGGCCCAAUGCAUAUGAGACCCAUGGGACCUGACGGCCAAAGAAUGCCCAUGCCACCGCCGCAUCCCGGCCAUCCUGGCAUGCCCAUGGGCCCAGGGGACCACCAUACGAGUGGCAUGGGGCCAGGGAUGCCUCCCAUGGGGCCCAACGGCCCUCAUCCUGGUCAAAUGGGACCUGGUCAUCCGCAUGGCCCUCCUGGCAUGAUUCCUCCUCAUGCUUACCACCAGAUGCAAAUGGAAAUGCAACACUUGCAUCAACAACUCGGUCAUCUCCAUAAUCAACCUACCAACCCCCAAAUACAACAACAGAUCAACGAUAUUCAGCGACGAAUGCAUUUUCUCCAACAGCAAUUGUCGCAUGGGGCCCAAUGGGGACCUGGACCACAGGGCCCUAUGAUGGGGCCACCCCCUCCCCAACACCUGGAAUCAGGAAUGCAUCCAUCUCAGGAUGGUAAAAGCAUUGGUCAUCGAAGUGGAAUGGUCCCUUCUCCUAAUGGGGCCAACAAAGUCCCUGAUGUGUAUGACUUUGACUAUGAGCCACCCGAGAAGAUGCCCGGCAUGGGAGAUGAUGAGUCCGAAGGCGGUAAGAAAAAAGGUGCCAAGGCCAAGAAAGUGAAAGAGCCCAAACCCCCGAAAGAGCCCAAACCACCUAAGCCACCCAAGGAGCCCAAAGCACCCCGAGAGAAGAAGCCCCGAAAACCCAAAGAGCCCAAGGAAACCAAAUCGAAAAAAGGUGCCAAGAAGCUUGACGAGGCAGAGGGUGAGAUCUCUGACUUGGAAGGACAACCAGGAGAUUCAGAGACAGAAGCAGGAGGAUCCGGCUCACUAGCAAGUGCUGCGUCCUCGUCUUCAGUCUCAGCCACCGCGUCUACUUCUUCGACAGCCACAGAAUCUUGGAAAAAGACUUCCAAGAGGGCUGCCACCAAGAAGAAAAAGAAAGACGAAUUUGAUUUCGACUUUGAGGGCGAUGAAAUCAUUCAACCCAUGCCCAUUCGUGAACCCAAGGCUGUGAACAACCCAGGCGGCGAUGCCAGCAAUCCGGAUGAGUCUCUAGGUGAUCCUAAUUAUAACAAUGACUCUUCAGAAUACGCGGAGAAGAAGGAGAAGAAACCCAAAGUGAAAUCGAACACUCCCAAGAAACCCAAACCCAACAAAACCCUCCUCCAAUUCACCAAGAAGAAGAGGAAACGCUCGGAUUCGGGAAGUGACUUGGAUCUCGAUGCCACGCCUCCACCUUCGCCCAAAGACGACGAGACAACCUUGGAUCGCCGUCGAUCCGGUCGUCACACUAACAAGCGGAAAAAGUACGUGGACGACGUGGACUUGCAUUUGUCAGAUGAGGAGAACUUCCAAUUACCACCCGAAGUGGCACUGGCAUCCACAGCCGGAACUGCUUCGGCAGCCACCACGGCAACUUCGGCGGACGUUUCGGCGACUCCGAAAGUCGACGAGAACGGCGAGAACUCCAUGGGUGCUUCCAAUUUGGGCGAUGCCUCCAAUACGGGUGCCCCGGAAAUCUUGGAAGAGAAGUCCGGGCCCAACUACGCUUUUAUUGAUCCCAUGGCGGAAGACACCAUGAUUGUUCAGUUCAUCCUUGCCAUGCGAAUGGGCAAGCGAGAAUUAGAAGAAAGCGACGACGAGGAAGAGAGCUCCACCCCUCCCAAGAGUUCCGUCCAGGAGAGUGCCAAAACUCCUGAAGUCCCGAAAGAAGGCGAGGGAGGAGUGACUACUGAGGAAGUCAAGCCAAGCAGUGAGCCGAAGCCUGAACCUGAAGCAGAUGAUAAACCCAAGGAAGACACCAUUCAAACCUCUGAAUCGCACGAGGCCUCGAAUGCAGUCGAAGAGAAGAUGGAGGUGGAUGAAAAUAAGUCUGAAGAGAAGGUCAGUGAAAAGAACGGUGACGACCACCCUCAACAACAAGAAGAGCCGACGAAAGAAAACCCAGUGGAAGAAGGAGGAGAAGCCAAGGUGGAACUCAAAGAAGAGUGUCAAGAAGAAUCAAAUCAAACCACACUCAAAGAGUCGAAAGGGGAAGUAUCGGAAGACACUUCAAAGGAAGGGUCGAAACAAGAGACUUCGCCCCCCAAAGCUACCAAAACCGACUCCGUCGAAAUCACGACAUCCACCGAGAAAUCUGACGUCAAAGAAGAGCAGACCACCCCAAAGAAGAAGCCUGCCCGAAUGAUCGAUGUGGAAGAGUAUCUAGUCAAGUUCAAGAACUUUUCCUACCUACAUUGUCAGUGGCUCACUGAAGAGGAAUUGUAUCGCGGGGACAAACGCAUCGCUGCCAAAAUCCGACGCUACCAACAAAAGCGCGAGAAAGGCGGCAAUGUUCUCGAGUUCUGUGAUGACGAGGCUUUCAAUCCCGACUACAUCGAAGUUGAUCGCGUCCUUGACAUGUCCGAGCACACGGACGAGGUUACCGGUGUGAAAACAAAGCACUUCCUGGUCAAGUGGCGCUCUUUACCCUACGAAGAUUGUACUUGGGAGCUGGAGAGCGAUGUCGACCCUGCCAAGAUCAAAGAGUUCUACAAAUGGCGAGAGCCUCCGAAUGAGAAUUGUUAUGCCAAGAGGCGUGGUCGCAAGCACGAAUGGAAGAAGUGGGACGAAUCUCCCGCCUACAAGAAUGGCAACAAACUCCGUCCAUACCAAUUGGAAGGUGUCAACUGGCUCAUGUUUUCGUGGUUCAACGGGCGGAAUUGUCUGCUGGCCGACGAGAUGGGUCUGGGCAAAACCAUUCAAUCCCUGGCCUUCCUGGAUGCCAUCUUUCAAUACGGAAUCAGUGGUCCGUUCCUCGUGAUUGCUCCCCUCUCGACCAUUCCGAAUUGGCAACGAGAAUUCGAGCUCUGGUCCGAGAUGAACGUGAUCGUCUACCACGGAUCGCAAACCAGCCGAAACAUGUUGGCCGAGUACGAGAUGUACUACAAGGACAGUAACGGUGAGCGGCUGAAGAAUGUGUACAAAUUUCACGUGCUCAUCACCACGUACGAGUGCGUCAUCACGGACAUCCUCGAGCUACGAGAGAUCCAAUGGCGUGCCUGUGUCAUCGACGAAGCUCAUCGACUCAAGAAUCAAAAGUGCAAGCUCUUGGAUGGUCUGAAUCUCCUCGAAAUGGAGAGCCGAUUGCUGCUCUCCGGAACACCCUUGCAAAACAACAUCAACGAGCUGUUCUCCCUUCUCAGUUUCUUGGAGCCCACUCAAUUCAGCUCUCAAGAGGCCUUCGUCAAGGACUUUGGUGAUAUGCAAAACGAGGACCAGGUGACCAAACUGCAAGCGAUUCUCAAGCCUCUGAUGCUGCGAAGAAUGAAAGAGGACGUAGAAAAAAGUCUGAAACCCAAAGAAGAGACCAUUGUCGAGGUGGAACUGACCAACAUCCAGAAGAAGUAUUAUCGAGGUAUCCUGGAGAAGAAUUUCAGUUUCCUCUCCAAAGGCACGAGCAACGCCAAUGUCCCAAAUCUCAUGAACACCAUGAUGGAGCUCCGGAAAUGUUGCAUCCAUCCGUACCUCCUCAACGGCGCCGAGGAACAGAUCCAGUCCGACUACUUAAGCCGAAAGAACGACUUCCGCGACGAAGAUGGUAUCUAUUUUAACUCGUUAAUCAACUCCUCGGGUAAAAUGGUGCUCCUAGACAAGCUAUUGCCCAAGUUGAAGAGCAAUGGUCACCGUGUGCUCAUCUUCAGUCAAAUGGUCAAGAUGCUGGACAUCCUCGAAGAUUACCUCGUCAAGAAACAAUACCCGUACGAACGCAUUGACGGAUCCAUUCGAGGCAACAUGCGUCAAGCCGCCAUCGAUCGAUAUUGUCGACCCGACUCGGACCGAUUUGUGUUCUUACUGUGCACCAAAGCCGGUGGUUUGGGCAUCAAUCUAGUCGCAGCAGACACCUGUAUCAUUUACGACAGUGAUUGGAACCCGCAGAACGAUCUCCAGGCCCAGGCUCGGUGUCAUCGCAUCGGUCAGGCCAAGAGUGUCAAGAUCUACCGGUUGAUCACGCGCAACACUUACGAACGAGAAAUGUUUGACCGAGCCUCGCUCAAGCUUGGUCUAGACAAGGCCGUGCUUCAGAGCAUGAACACCAAUAUGACGGGCAAAGCCGGCACAGUGAGCGAAAAAUCCGGUCAGAUGUCCAAAAAAGACAUCGAGGAUCUACUCAAGAAGGGCGCCUACGGAGCUCUCAUGGAUGACGACAACGCGGGUGACAAGUUUUGCGAGGAAGACAUCGAUCAGAUUCUCCAACGCCGAACGCAAACAGUGACCGUGGAAUCUGAGAAAGCCGGUGGAAGCUUCUCCAAGGCCUCUUUCGCCUCCAAUGACACGGCUGACAUUGCUCUGGACGACCCUGAUUUUUGGGCUAAAUGGGCCAAGAAGGCUGAAAUCGAAGAGAUGGACGAGGCCACCGCACUCAUGGUGUCCGAACCCCGAUCUCGUAAGAAGAUCCAACGCUUCGGUGGCAAUGAAAGUCUUGAUCCCAGAGAGGUGUCCGAAUUGGACACCUCGGAAGACAGUGGGGGUGAUGACGAUGGAUUACGACGGGGUCGAAGCAAAUCUCAGAAGAAACUCCGCUCCAAUCGAAGACGACGUGAUUCUGACGAUGAAUACAUGGAAGACGAUCGAGAUGUCGAGUACGGACAUUGGAGCAAGAGCGUCCUGUUCCGUGUGGAGAAGGGCAUGUUGGCUUUCGGAUGGGGACGAUGGGACGCAAUUGCCAACUAUGCUCGCCUCCGCAAAGGUUUCACGGCCAAGAUUGUUGAAGACUGUUGUCGAUGUGUGCUCUUGUACUGCUUAAACGUGUACAAAGGUGACGAGAACAUCAAGUCCUUCAUCUGGGAUCUGAUCAUCCCCGAGGAGUUCGGUGGUCAGGAGAAGAUCUCGAAAAGCCACUCUGGUCUCUCUGGACCGGUUCCACGUGGUCGACGAGGAGGUGGACCGAGAAAACCCGCCAAGAAAGAGGGCAAAGAUGCGGUUGAUGCCAACAUGGAAACGGCUGUCUGGGUCAGUGACGAGAAGUACGAUCUCGAGAUGAAUCUGGACAAGGGAUAUCGCAAGCAUCUCGAUCGACAUCACAACAAGCUUCUGCUACGAACUCGUUUACUGUACUACCUCGACAACGAAAUCUUGGGCAAUCACGUCUCAAAGAUCAAAGUCCCUGGAGUUCACAUCAGUGAUAUUAAAAUCCCGGUUCCGCUGUGCGAUCAGCCCUUAACUUCAUGGUGGGACUCGGAUGCCGACAAGUCCCUCAUGGUGGGCACUUAUCGCCAUGGGUAUGAAAGAUAUAAUAUGAUGCGGAUGGACCCAGAUUUGUGUUUCUUGGCCCGCUGCGGUCCACCUGACUCCACGGAUAUUCAAGAUGAAAUGAAGGAUAGUCCGGACCAUGACGAGAAUUCGAAACUGGAUGACGAUGAUGAUAGCCUUCACAGCUCGAGAACUCCCAAUGAGUCGCGAGCCUCUUCGGUCAAACCCGAGGAUGAAGUGACCCCAUCUCCCGCCACCCCAGUGAACUCGUCCACGGGACCCGGGCAAUUGUCGCCCUUCCCCUCUGCCUCCGAGCUCAAUGGGCGACUUCGCCGUCUGAUCACCUCCUACCAACGCGAAUACAAAAAGGAGGAGGCCAGACAAGCGGCCAAAGAGAAGCGCAACGAGAGACGCGAGCGCAUUGAGCAAGUCAUCCGUGAGCGGGAGCAGCAGAAAAUUGACAUGGAACAGAGGAAGUGGACCAAAAAGGAAGAGGGUGACUUCCUCCGAACCAUCAUGGCUUACGGUGUGGAGUACUCCAAGCAAAAAGAAGGUGGACGCUAUACUUGGGAUCGCUUCAAGCAAUUGGCCAGAUUGGACAAGAAAUUCGAUGAAACGCUUACGGAGUAUUGCGUGGCCUUCUUAGCCAUGUGCAAACGAGUCAAUGAUCAACCUCUCUCCGACACCGAGCAAGUCCUCCAGGCGGGAGUGGAACCCAUUGGAAAAGAGAAGGCCACCCAAGUGCUUGAGCGGGUUGACUUGUUGAACCAAUUGCGGAACGAGGUCGUCAACCAUUCCGAUUUAGACACCAACGUGAAGCUCUGUGAUACGGCCCAAGAUCUGCCUGAGUGGUGGAUCCCGGGCAAACAUGAUCGAGAUCUCUUGCUAGGAGCCGCUCGUCAUGGUCUGAACAAAAUGGAGUACUACGUGCUCAACGAUCCGGAUCUCUGCUUCAAUGAUAUCCUGAAGCGGCACCUCUGCGGUGAGUCUCUCCUCGAUUCUGCGGCCAUGGAAGAGUUCUUGAAGAGAAAGAAAUCCUGGAGCGCUAAGGAAACCCCCGCCUCGGAAAAGGACAAGAAGGAGGAAGAGGAGUCCCAAGAAUCCAAGGAGGUCAAGGAAGAAGACGAGGAAGACAUGGAGAAAGAUGAAAAGGAAACCGAGGAAGACGAAAAGAAAGGAGGAGAAACUGAUGAGGAUUCCAAAAAGAAAUCCGAAAAGAAGUCCAAGAAGAAGAAAUCUGAAGAGGACGAAGAACUACUCCGAAUUGCGGAAGAAUUCCAAGAAACGCGAUCUCGACGGAAAUCCACCAAGGAUGCCACACGCUCCACGAAAAUUGCCCUGGAGCAACAAGCCAAAGCCAACGAAAAGGCCAGACGAAGUAGUGAACGAUCCAAGAGCAAAGACAAGGAGAAUGGUGAGACCAAUGACGACAACGAUCAUCCCAAUGAGAGUGACGAAGAUGAGAGAGGUGAAGACAAAGGUCGAAAAACGCCCAAAGACGUAGGCGAGACUUCGAAAAACGGCGAGGUUGAAUCCGAGCCUGGGGAUGACAAAUCCAAAAAAGCUGACUCCGUCAAAGAGGAGAAAGAGACAAGUGAAUCCAGUUCUGCGACGGCUGCAGCCUCGACCACACCCACUACCUCUACGCCCAAGAAACGCACCUACUCCGUGUGCAUUGCUCCACCCCAAAUCAACAUCCAGCAAAUGGAGCAAAUGGCCAAGAGCGGACUCCUUUACGACAUGGACAUGAUGAACGAACUCAUGGCCCAAACUUACGCCGCCACUAUCAAAUGGCCGAAAGACAAGAUCCUGGAGGUUAGAUUGAGCCACGUUAUGGAAUGCGUCCUGACUGGAAAAUGGCCCGUGCCCGAUGAUUACGCCCUAGGCGAGCACUUGCCCGUCGAAGAGGUUGUGCCAAUUACCCCCGAGGUGACGGCCGCACCUCGAGACACGCCCACACCCAUGUCCGAGGUAUCCGAGCUGUCCACUGAAGAACCUCAGCAGGCAGCACCCAAUGUUCUCACGCAAGGAGCCACUGGUCGGAAGCGAUCUCGUGGACGGAAGCCUUUGGAUUUCUCGGAUGAUAAGUCCAAGAUCCGGGCACUGCUUCAACAGCCGUUAUUGUCCAGUGAAGAUGACCCACGUGGGUCUGUGGCCGAGAAAGACCUCUGGGACAGAUACAUCAAGUCCGUGUACACAGAUAAUGACAAAAAUCGCCCGAGACCUCAGUCCCAGCCCCAUCAGCAGCCUCAGCAACAACAACAGCAACAACCACCGCAGCCACAGCAACAAUCCUCGUUGCCUCUGCCCAAGACGCCGGCCGGUGUGGAAAUCACCCCCGUGAAUGGGGAUAGUGACAACGCUCUGGCGGAUUUGCCGCGAAAGAACCCAUUGGGAGCGAAACCCUCCAAGUUGGAGUCGGCCUUGGAUCGAUUUGGAAUGCAGAAACGAAAGCUGGCCGACGAGAAGGGCGAUGACAAAUCUAAGAAGAAGAAACGCCUGGAUGACAUCAUGUUUGGCCUUGGAGCCGCCAAAGGUCUGGCCUUGGAGAAGGAAGAAGGGGCCUCGGCGGGUCCAACCGGUCCAGCCGGUCCAGCGGGUCCAGCCACGUCGGCCAAGAAAGACAACGAUAAGGUGUCCGACUUGAGCAAACUCCAAGAAAUGCUCGGUCCGGCUGAUGCCAAGGUUCAGAAAUGGCUGGCCGACCAAAUGGGUGUAGUCCCGGAUCGUCCUACCACUCCAUCCUCGUCAACCACCACCACUUCAGCAUUAGGCAAAUCGCCCAGAUCCUCGACGUCCAAUCCCAUGGAAUGGAUGAGCAACCUGUCUGGAGAUGAGCAUGUCACCGUAUUCAACCGCUUCACCGGCAAGAAACUCUCCGGAACGCAAGGACCCAAGCUCAAAUACCUGGCGCAAUGGCUUAUCGAGAACCCCAUGUUCGAGGUGGAUCCCAAAUGGGCUGAAUUGGUCAAGAGCAAACAACCCGAGCCGGCUCAAAAACGCAAGGGCCCCGGGAGGCCACCUUUAGACGGCGAACCCAGUGGCAAGUCGUCACGACCGUCCUCCGCCGGAAUUGGACCUUCAGGUAUCAACACAAUGGCCGGUUUGGGACUUGAUCCGAAGAACCCGUUGUCCUCACUCUCGUCGCUUGACCCCAAGAAUCCCAUGUCUCUAGCCGCUCUCUAUGGAUUGGAUCCAAAGAAACUCGACCCAAUGACAGCCACCCUCCUCGGUUUAGGUGACCCGAAGAACCCCGGAAAAUUGGACCCCAUGAUGUUGGCCGCCUUGGGCAUGGACCAGAAGACUCUCCAAGCCAUGGGAAUUGACCCGAAGACACUCACAGCUGCCGGUGGAAUGGACUCGAAAUCUCUAGCCAAUCUUGGACUCGGUGGUCUUGAUCCCAAGAUGCUCCAAGCCAUGGGUAUGGAUCCUAAGACUCUACAAAUGAUGGCAAUGGACCCCAAGACUCUCCAGGCCAUGGGAAUCGAUCAGAAGGCUCUUCAAGCCAUGGGUAUGGAUUCCAAGUCGGCCAUGCAAGGUGGUGGACUGGAUCCCAAGAUGCUCCAAGCCAUGGGCCUCGAUCCCAAAACUUUGCAAUCCAUGGGAUUAGAUGCCAAGUCACUUCAAUCGAUGGGCCUAGAUCCCAAGAUGCUCCAAGCCAUGGGAAUGGAUGCCAAGAGUCUUCAGGCUAUGGGCAUCGAUCCUAAAUCCCUUGGAUUGGAUCCCAAGAGCUUACAGAGCAUGGGCCUCGACGCGAAGUCAUUACAAGCAAUUGGUUUAGAUCCGAAGGUACUCCAAAGCAUGGGCAUGGACCCCAAGACUCUCCAGGCCAUGGGUAUUGACUCCAAGGCCCUCCAACAGGCCAUGGGCAUGGAUCCCAAGGCUCUCCAAGCCAUGGGAAUGGAUCCCAAAACUCUCCAGGCCAUGGGAAUCGAUCAAAAAACGUUGCAAGCAAUGGGGAUGGAUCAAAAGACCUUACAGGGCAUGGGAAUGGAUCAGAAGGCAUUACAGGCCAUGGGUCUUGAUCAAAAGACUUUGCAAGCAAUGGGGAUGGAUCAAAAGACCUUACAAGCCAUGGGUCUGGAUCAGAAGGCACUUCAAGCAAUGGGAAUGGACCCGAAGACUCUCCAAGCAAUGGGCAUGGAUCAGAAGACUCUUCAGGCGAUGGGCAUGGAUCAGAAGACCCUCCAAGCAAUGGGCAUGGAUCAAAAGGCUCUGCAAGCAAUGGGUAUGGACCCGAAAGUCCUUCAGGCCAUGGGAUUGGAUUCCAAAGCUCUGCAAGCCAUGGGUAUUGACCCGAAACUUCUUCAAGGUAUGGACUUGAAAUCAUUGGGUAUGGAUCCUAAGGCCCUUCAAGCCAUGGGAAUGGAUCCGAAAACCCUUCAAAGCAUGGGUAUUGACCCGAAGAUGAUGUCCAUGCCACCCCUUGAUCCCAAGAUGCUCCAGUCUAUGGGAAUGGAUGCCAAAACUCUCCAAGCCAUGGGGCUAGACGCCAAGGCCCUCCAGGCAAUGGGCCUCGACAACAAGACCAUUCAGGCUAUGGGAAUGAUGGACAACAAGAAAUCCUCUUCACCCAGCCCUUCUCCCAAAGAGCCACCCUACAGCAAAUCUAGUAGCAAUGCAGCCCAGAAGAAUCUGGAAGCCAUGGCCCAGGUUUUGAACAUGGAUCCCAAGAAACUCGAUCCGUCAAUGCUGGCCUCCCUUGGGUUAGAUCCUAAGAACUUGAAGAUUGAUCCCAUGACCUUAGCUGCGCUUGGAUUGGACCCCAAGAACCCCAACUCUAGUCUGAUGGCAGCCAUGGCCGCCAUUGAUCCAACGAACCAGUUGGCCGCCCUUUAUGGGUAUGGCGGAAUCCCAGCCUCCAUGGCCGCUAUGACAUCAAUGAUGGGCAUGUCUGGCCUCGAUUCUCUUACUACCGUGACGUCGGGCAAAGGCAAGAGUUCACCCGGACCCUCAGGAAAGGAUUCUAGAUCUGCACCUUCACCUCGUGUUUCCAGAGGCUCGCCAUCUCCACGUCCGCCUAGUCGGGCCAGUUCCAAGAGUGACGAGAGACGAUCCCCAAGAUCAUCAGCUCCUCCAAUAUCGGGGACCAAUUCGAGGCCUCAUUCCAGUAGUUCGGCCUUAGCAUACACUCCUUCUUCAUUAGGCUUUGAUCCCAAACUGCUGGCGGGUAUGGACCCCAAGUUGUUGCAAGCUGCCGGAAUCGACCCCAAGACCCUUCAAUUAGACCCCAAGAUGUUGGGUAUGGAUCCCCGCAUGAUGGGCCUCGAUCCUAAGAGUCUCAUGGGUUUGGACGCCAAGAGUCUGCAAGCGGCGGGAAUCGAUCCCAAGAUGCUGCAAGGGUUAGACCCACGAAUGAUGGCCGGCCUUGAUCCCAAGCUUUUGGGCAUGGAUCCGAAGUUACUUUUUGGUGGUAUGGAUCCAAAACUGUUGGGCUUAGAUCCUAAGAUGUUUGGCAUGCCCGACAUGUCCUACAGUUCAUCCAGUAAGACCUCGUCAUCUUGGGCGCCAACCUCAUCUUCAUGGGCCCCCACUUCCUCCUCGGGCGGCCUCGACCCUCGACUGUUGGGCCUUGAUCCCAAGAUGCUGCAAGGAUUAGACUCCAAAUCUCUUCAGAGUUUGGGCCUGGAUCCCAAGAUCGUGGCUUCCUUGUUGGAACACAGCAAAUCGACCACCUCCUCCUCCUCCUCCUCAUCCACGUCAGGCCAAUCUUCAUCCGCUGCCUUAAAGGCUACCUCCCUCUCAUCUUCGUCAUCGAAGGGGGCGCAGACCAAGACUACCUCAACCACUUUGGAUCCAAAGAUGUUCCCUGGAAUCGAUCCUAAAGUUCUCUCUGGAAUGGGUAUCGACCCCAAAAUGGCUGCCAUGUAUGGACUCGAUCCCAAGCUCAUGGCUGGAUUAGACCCGAAACUAUUAGGCUUAGAUCCCAAGAUGUUUGCCGGUCUUGAUCCCAAGAUGUUUGCUGGUCUUGAUCCCAAAAUGUUUGGCGGCAUCGACCCCAAAAUGUUUGCUGGCAUCGAUCCCAAGAUGUUUGCCGGUCUCGAUCCCAAACUCUUGGGCUUUGAUCCCAAGGCACUUCAAGGUUUUGAUCCGAAAAUGUUCGGCCUCGACCCCAAGCAAUUAGGCAAGCUUGAUCCCAAGCUUCUUGCCGGCAUGGACCCGAAGGCUCUCGGCCUCGAUCCCAAACUAUUCGCCGCUUUGGACUCCCCCAAGACCCCGAGUACCAGCGGUAAUUCGUCCAAGAGUCAACAACCUUCAACAUCCGGUGCAUCUUUCUUCGGGGGACUCGAUCCCAAGUUUUUGACCGGUCUGGAUCCCAAAGCCUUUGCCGGAAUGGACCUCAAAGCCUUAGCCGGCCUAGAUCCCAAAUUGCUGGGCUUUGAUCCCAAGCUUCUAGCUGGCCUUGAUGCCAAAUCCCUGGCCUCCAUGGACCCAAGUCUGGCUGCACUCUACGGCUUAGGUGGCUCUCCUUCGAAUCUCUCGAAUGGCGUCGGAUCAUCUUCUAAAAGCUCGAACAAACCCAAACCCGGAACUGUCGCGGCUGCCUUGGCCGAGAAAAAGACCACUCCUCCCUCGGAUGAGACCCUCUCAGAAAAGGCCGAAAGUCACGUCAGUGAUGAGGCUCCUCCGACCAAGCGUGACAUGAGUGAACUUGACGACGAGGCCCGGAAAGGCCUAACAAGUGAAGAGCGUGUCCUGCUGCGGGAAAAGAAGCGUGAGCGUUUGAUGAAAGAACAAGCUUCCGAACCCGACGAGAAAUCUGGGGGAGGAGUGAAUCUGUCGUCGUCCAAAGCGUCUUCGACGGCUGAUCCUUCGGAAGAAGACCCCUGUGAUCCGACUGAUAAUGCUAGUGACACGGCGAAUUCUGCCAAUGGUGACACCAACAACAAGUAAACCAACCAACCGUGAGACAGAGACUCGCUUCCUACACAAAUGAAAGAAAGAAAAAAACUGCUGUGAUAUUGCCAGGAUCUUUGAACCUAGACGUUCAACAAGCAUGAAGGACAGACACACGUUGUUGUCGGUCAUCGUCGUAGUAAUUGACAUGCUUGAGCUUUUUUUUUUUGCCACGCACUCACCAACUGGAAAGGCUGCUUAGACUGUAUUGAUAAAGAUAAGUAAUGAUGAUGACGCUUUCAGUGAUUUAAUUGAUUGAUCAACAAACCAACCAACCAACCAACAGAAUUCGGGUGUGGGUGUGCCACCCCUACGGAUCGGAGGCGAACAACUUUUGCUGGGGAUGUUCGCCCUCCCUUCUUUCACCCCUUCCCUGUCCCCACCCAAAAACGGACACACACGGACACACCUCACAACCCAAUCAACCAUAAUUUCGAAGAAUGGAACGCAAACAUGUCUGAAAAGGAAGAUCUUGAAACCAGGCAAGGCUCGCUCGUCCCCUCAACUAAAACCAAGAAGGCUCGCGUACCCACUUAAGAGGAACUCCCAAAAUCUCAGAACAAUCACGCUGCCGAGUGCUUGGCCGGAGCAACAAACAAACAACCCCUGUAUAUAGAUGUACCAAUCAAUUGUUAUCACAUUAUGCUUCCAUCUUCAUAAUCGUUCAUGAAUCAUGAUACACUUGUUUGAUCCCGGA